AUUUCAGCGAUCCAUCCACACACCUGUGGCGGUUUUGAACGAACAAGGAGUGACCGACCCAGUUAUUGGUGUGACCACUAUUGCGCAAAAUUAUUUCACGUUCAUAGCUGCGACCAGCCUAUUUUACACACCUGUAUUUUAAAAGUAGUUUUUCGUUUGGAAAUGUCCGGCUCUGUUGAUAAACAGUGGGCACAGGAAGAGGACACGUUUGUGUCAAAUGUUUAUGUUCUGUAGACUUUACCGUGCGUCGUAUCGUUUAUCUCAGACUGACCCCAAGACUGCAUGUAAGAUUUGAAAAAUGCCUGCAGUCUCUAAUCCAACCGACAAUGUGCCAAACGAAGACAAAAAAAAACGUUCGGUGACGCUGAGUACGAAGCCAGGAAUCAAAUCCAACUCUUCAAAAAAAUCAGAUGGAAACGAUGGGACCACUGGAAACGAUGGAAACUCAGACGUGUCUCAGAAGAACCCCUUCGCUCUUCCUAGGGAGGAUGUCUUCCAGCUCAGGAGGAAGCAGAAGAAGACAAGGAUGGAGGAGCGUGAUCAGCAGAAGGAUAUGAGGGUGCACCAGCGCUUCACACACCUGGGGAGGCUCCAGGAGAAACGGGGCGAGUUCCGGAAACAGCUGAAGGACUGGGAGGGCGGCACCAACACCAACCCCGCCUCAAAGACCUCGCUCAAGAACGACCCGUCCUGGAGGAAGGCAGCCGGCCAAGAACAAACAGACAAAGACACAAUCCACGAGUACAUCAACAAGAAGAGGGAUAUGUUCUUCAUCGAGUACUCUCUGGCGGUGAAGCAGGAAGUGAUCACCAACCUGAGUGAGAUCGCGCGUGCGGAGGAGACCCGUCUGGAGCGCUCCCUGCAGUACCUGGACGAGGACGCCGCCAUGUUUGACGAGUUCCUUAAGGAGAACGACAAGAGCUCUGUGGAGGCCAUUAAAAUUGCUGAACAGGAAACCAAAGCAAAGCUGGAGAAAAUAGCAGAAAUCAAAAAGAUUACGGGCAAGAUUGUGGCCGUGAAAAGUGACAUCUCCAAGUUUGAGGACAUCCUGAAGGAGUACACCAACUACAACGACUUCCUGUUGAAGCUGUCGCCGCCCGAGUGGCAGGAGAAGCAGAAGAGGCGUCGAGAGAUGGCCCAGAAGAUACGCCAGGACGUCGCCAGGAGACGGCUGCAGGAGGCCAACGCCACCGCCGCCAAACUAGUGCAGCCACAACCUCCACAACCUCCACACCCUCCACAAACCAGACAUCGAAACAGCGUCACUAGAGAGCUGCCCCCGGUGAUGGAUCCAAGGAGCCAUCGCAGGUCACAGGUCACGCCCAUUCCCAAGGAGAUGAAGACGAAAGGACCGCCAUCUCCUCCUGCUGAAGAUUUCUCUAACUAUGACCUCUCAGAGUUUGAGGACCCUCAGCUGUUCUUCUCGGACCCGCAGCAGCUGCUGGACCUGCUGACGGAGCUGGAGAAGCAGAACCUGAACCUGAUCCAGAACUCGCAGGACACGGAGGAGACCCUGGAGGAGUUCCGCAUCACCAUGAUCAACACACGCAAGAAGAUGGAGAAGGAGACGGAGCAGUUGGCUCAGCACGUGGAGAUCAUCAGCCACCAGAUCGAGAGGGAGAGCGAGAGGGCAGCAGAGCUGGAGCUGAAGGCUCGACUCUUCUCCUUUGGGGAGUACAAGGCCGACCACCAGGACCGCAUGCUGGACACACUGGGCAAGAAGGUGGAGGAGGUGUACCGGCUGUGUGUGGGUGAGACGGAGGCCAACCUGACCACGCUGCAGAUGCUGACGAGCAUCGAGGGCCGUCUGGACGAGCUGCUGGAGUACCUGGAGAUGGUGCCCCGCGAACGCCUGGUCACCGUGGAGCGGGUUCGCGAGAAGGAGCGCAGAAUCAGGCAAAGGGAGGAGAAGGCUAACCUGCAGAAGAAGCAGCAGGAGGAACGGCUGCGGAAGGCGCUGGAGAGAGCGCAGGCUGACAUCAAGAAAGCCAAUGGCAGGAAACUCAUGCCACGCUCGCAGCCGCCCACACACGAAAGCCAAGACAAUAUAGAGGACGAAGUCAACGAUGUGGAGAACGAGAGGCAUCAGUACUUUUUCACCUAGCGCUGCUAGACUGCAUACAUAUCCUUUAGCUUCAAGAGGUCAGGCUCUGCUUGACAAAAAGUGAAAAAAAUAAAUGAAAGAUCAUGUGAACACA
Molecule: messenger RNA, 2198 nt
Organism: Engraulis encrasicolus (European anchovy)
Lineage: Eukaryota; Metazoa; Chordata; Actinopteri; Clupeiformes; Engraulidae
Product: cilia- and flagella-associated protein 100-like
Exons: 16
Coding region: 299-2104 (601 amino acids)
Source: RefSeq, a predicted model, not a curated record